AAGACUCACUCGUCCGGAGCUUUGAAGUUGUGUACAAUUGCAUAAAUGUUCUGACCACCUUAGUCAGACAUGGGUUCGUGUAUCUGAAAAAGGUUGUCACGCGAGCAUCGUACGAGCGAUCAUGGAUUUUUACUGGGGUGAUUGAAUGUAUUCAUCUAUGAAUGCCCAAGACUUUCGAAAUCGGUCAAAAAGUCCUAUCCAUAAUUUCUAUCUGGAUCUUUUGAAUUUCAAACACAAGCGAACGGAUCGAGAUAAUGAAGCAGCUCUCCUUUAUCCAGCCAUUGACGUUAAAGUUGCACCUAAAUGCACACACUUUGCGACGAUAAAUGGCCAAAGAUCAAGUCAGUUUGUUGGUUUACUGGAACAGCUGAUCAAUGCGAGGAGUAUUUGGGCUCCAGUCGACAUCAUCCAACAUACAUGUGUGUUGUACUACUCCCCACGCAGCCUUAUACCCUAAGCUAGAUUCUUCCAUAAAAAUGGAACGAGAUCAAACACCCGAG
Messenger RNA from Penicillium brasilianum, 500 nucleotides. NCBI's taxonomy places the organism in Eukaryota, Fungi, Ascomycota, Eurotiomycetes, Eurotiales, Aspergillaceae. The record is from the annotation of a GenBank genome assembly.